UAAACACCCAAUCAAUAUUCCCUAUAGAUCCGAAAUUUAAGUAUAAAUAUCGGCGGAUUGCUACAUUUGGCCAACAAUCAAGAUUUGUUUAAACACACUCAACAUGUUCUCCCAACUCGUUUUAGUGGCUUGUUUCACCCUUGCUAUUUCUGCAACCCCAGAAUUUUACCGUCACAUUAGAAGUAACCAUGGAGAUGGGUCCAUCAAUAACGACGAAAAUGAUAUCGGCAAAAAGGAAGGUGCUAGUGUUGGGGCUGGAUUGAGAAGUAUUGCUCAAGGAUCUGCACAACAAGCUCACAACGCUGUUCAAAACCAACAUUUAGCGGCCAGUCAAGCUGCUUAUGUUGCUAAAAAUACUUUAGCUCAAGCUGCAGCAGGAGCAUCAGCAACAGCUCAAGCCGCUUUAGCUGGAAAACAAAUUCUCCUCCAAGGUUUAGAACAACAAGUACGUGAUGCUAAGGUUGCAUUGGAAGGUGAAAGACAACAACUUCGCCAAGCAGAAAGAGCAGCCGACGCAGCUCAAAAAGCAUCGAGACAAGCCGCUCAACACGUUAAUGUACUCCAAGCAGCCUCGAACGUCGCCCAAGCAGCUUCUGAACAAGCUAACAGAGCAGCCGCUGAAGCUGCCGGAGAAUUAGCCGCCCAAGAGUCGAUGGUUGGAUCUGCCGAACAAAGAUUGGAACAACUCACAGAUCAAUUAAAGGGAGUUUUAAUUGAUUUUAGAGCAACUAGACACGCAGCGGCCAAUGCAGAACAAGCAGCAAGAGAAGCGCAAAAUAAUGCCGCAAGAGCCGCCGCUGCGGCUUCUGUUGAUUAUGAUGGUCACGAUGGCCGUCAGCAAAACGGAAAUGGUUCCGAAGAGCAUCACGCCGAAGCCAGUGUUCCGGAUGCGUCAUAUUCAUAUUAUUGAUAAAAAUUAUUUUUUUUUAUGUUUGUAAUUCUUGUAAGA
Messenger RNA from Onthophagus taurus, 949 nucleotides. Its product is annotated as antifreeze protein Maxi-like. Lineage: Eukaryota; Metazoa; Arthropoda; Insecta; Coleoptera; Scarabaeidae. The record is from RefSeq and is a predicted model, not a curated record.